AUGCAUAUAAGAAAUAAGCAAUAUCCUUAAUAUUUUGAUAUUCAAAAUUCAUUGUUAUCUACUGAUACAGAAUUUUGGGUUACUAAUGUAAAUUUUUAAUCAAUGUAUACAACUUGUUUGACUGUGAAAUGCAAGGAAAUUACUAAAGAAAAAAAUAUUUCAAUUGGAAGGUAGCAUAUUAAAUAUUCUAAAAAUGUACCAUUAUAGUUUAUAUUUAGAAAUUCAUCUUCUUCUCAAAUGCAUUUUUAACAGUUUUAAGGAAUUCAAGUUAAGAAAUUAUAGGAAUAUCAUUGUAGAAGAAAGAAAACAAAAUUGAACUUUAUGGACAAAUAUAAAAUUGGAUUAAUGUAUUGAUGAAAGAGUGCAUCUCAUUAGAUUUUAUUUCUAAUUAUUAAAUCAUAUAACUAAUUGGUAGAGGAUCCUCAGCUAAUGUAAUGAUUAUAUUUAAUUUAAGGUUUAUUAAGUUCUAUCUAAAAUAGAUGACAUAAAUUAUGCAAUAAAAGUAUUUGAUAAAACACAACUUGAAACAGAUUAUUAAAUAAAACAAUCAUUAUUAUUUGAAAUAUAAUACUUAAAACUAUUCAAUCAUCCUAAUAUCGUAAAAUAUUUUGGAGUAUUUGAGUCAAAUUCAUAAAUUAUUUUAAUUUCAGAAUUAUUAUUAGGGGGUGAUCUCAAUAGUAAUAUAGAAGACAGAAAAAUUGAUGAAGAUUAAAUUAAAAUUAUUAUGAAAUCUAUUUUAGGAGGUCUUGAUUAUGUGCAUAGUUUUGGAAUAUUUCAUAGAGACAUUAAAAAAUGCAAUAUCAUGUUAAGAAAUUAAAAUAGUUAUGAUUCUAUUUGUCUUAUUGAUUUUGGUUUGGCUGAAAAAGCUAAUAUUGAAAAUGAUUAUUUAUUUAGAUAUUGUGGUACACCUGGUUGUGUUGCUCCUGAAAUAUUAAGAAAAUAAAAAUAUGGAUUGAAAGUAGAUAUAUAUAGUGUAGGCAUUUUAUGCUAUUAAUUGAUGUUUGGCAAAGAUCCAUUUAAAUCAAAUACAACAAAAGAAACAAUAGUCAAAAAUUUCUUGGGACAUAUUGAUUUUACUGAUACUUCAUCAAUAUCAAAAAGUGGAAUCAAUUUCUUAAAAGGAUUGAUAGAUAUAGAUCCUUAAAUUCGAUUUUCAGCUGCAUAAGCUUUAAAACAUCCCUUUUUAUAGCCAGAGAUUAAUAAAAUACUUGUUAAUGGAAAUAGAUUUAAUGCCUAUGUUAGAAAAGAACCUUUAAAAUUAAAGCCUUUAUUAUUUCAUAAUAGUAGAAAUCAGUCACCUAAUACUGUUGUUAAAACUUCACCUUGUAAAUUUUACCUAAAAACUGAUAUGAGUCCUCAAUCAAACCGGGAAAAAACCAAUAACGAUAGCUCAAGAUUAAUUUCAAAAUCUUUUUUUUUAAGAAAUUAUAAAAAAAUGAAUACAAAAUGA
Messenger RNA from Paramecium pentaurelia, 1450 nucleotides. Lineage: Eukaryota; Ciliophora; Oligohymenophorea; Peniculida; Parameciidae. The record is from the annotation of a GenBank genome assembly.